This is a messenger RNA of Kockovaella imperatae, 1210 nucleotides long. RefSeq lists its product as hypothetical. Lineage: Eukaryota; Fungi; Basidiomycota; Tremellomycetes; Tremellales; Cuniculitremaceae. Gene Ontology annotation, biological process: nucleolar large rRNA transcription by RNA polymerase I; transcription initiation at RNA polymerase I promoter. The record is from RefSeq and is a predicted model, not a curated record. The coding region runs from base 120 to 1109 and encodes 329 amino acids. Gene Ontology annotation, cellular component: nucleus; RNA polymerase I upstream activating factor complex. Gene Ontology annotation, molecular function: RNA polymerase I cis-regulatory region sequence-specific DNA binding. The transcript is spliced from 6 exons.
ACCCAUUCAGUGCUCGCAAAGUCGUUUGACAGCAUUUGAAGCAUCGGUGCAGCGACCGAAGCUGGCUGUCACGGUCCGAGAGCCUGAACGUCUCAUUUAUCCUGGCAAAAAGCGACACGAUGCCCUCACAAUAUGUCGCGGCACUCGUUCCUCAGAUCAAUGGGAUCUUGAGAAGCAGCGAUCUCAGCACAAUCUCCGCCAAGGGCGUACGAAAGCAGCUCAUCGCCAGUGGACAUGAAGAGAGCGUGAUAAAGGAGAACAGGACGGCGAUUGAUGAAAAGAUCGCAGAGAUCUAUGAAAAGCUCAUAGCCAACCACGAGCCUGGUUCACCCGAUGGUCCGUCCGCUUCAGGAUCUAGGCCCGAUCCUUCUGCUUCCGCAGGUCCACCCUCAUCGUUUCCGGAACCGCUUCGCAAAGCACCCAAAGUAAAGAGAGAAGUGGAACACGAGGUGAAAGAAGAGACGUAUGCGCCUGUGAGGCGGCUAGAGGAAACGGAUGAGCAGAUGGCAGCGAGAUUACAAGCUCAAUUCGAUGCGGAGGGAAGCUCGAGCCGAGCCAGUAGGAGUGCCGGAGCGCUGAGGAAGAAGAGCCGGAAAGUCGUCAAGAGGAAGAAGGGUACCGGUGACGGAGACAGUGACGAUGCUAAGCCGAAGAAAAAGAGGGCGGGUGGUGGUGGAGGUGCCUUCAACAAGGAACUCGUAUUGAGUGAUGCACUUGCAGACUUUACUGGUGAAGCUCGACUCUCAAGACCGCAAGUAGUCAAGCGGAUCUGGGAAUACGUCAAGCUCCAUGAUUUGCAAGAUCCAGCAGAUAAACGGUUUAUCAUCUGCGAUGACGCUCUCAAGACGGUAUUCAACACGGACAAGGUGCACAUGUUCACGAUGAACAAGAUACUGGCUGAUCAUGUGCGGGAUCCUGCAGAAGUCGCUUUCAAGGACGAGCCUGGGCAAAAUGGACCUCGACAGGAACACGAGCCCCCUGUACUGGUGACGUCCUCUCAGACUGCACCGGUCAAAGCCGAACCAGCUGCACCUGCACAGUAUAACUCAGCGGACAUGUCGACUGACUCGGAGCCUGAGCUUGAGAGCGAGGACGAUGAGGAUUACUGAGGGCAAUUGAUUAUCUUGAUGCGUCUCAAAGAUGCGUCUGUAAAAUAUUGUAGGACAAGUCGGUAGCCAUCUUCUGCGGGGACAAACAGGAACUAUACAUG